GUCAGUUCAAAGCAUGUUGGGCGUUCUCGUGGCAGCGACGCUCGUCUUGCCUAGUGCCAAUGCAUGCGUGUCAGAGAGCGGCUACUGCCAGCUUCUGCCCUCCGAAGGGUUGGCGACAGAUCCGUGUUCCGAUCUCGCGCCGUGCCCAACGGGUAGCUAUUGCAGAAACAAUCGCUUGACGCGGUGCCCCGCGGGCUUUUUCGGAAACGUGACGGGCCUUCAAACACCGCAGUGCUCUGGCCUCUGCCCCGCCGGGUUCUACUGCCCCCUUGGAACCGCCGAGCCCAUUGCUUGCGGCGGACAGCACCUCUACUGCGCUCUUGGCGCCGCAGCACCGUCGCUCGUUCCUCCUGGGUACUACGCGCUUGGUAUCGAUGCCACGAGACGCGAGUCGGUUGCUCUCUGUGAAGCAGGCUUCUACUGCGUCAACGGGCAGCUCCUGCCGUGUGUCGAGGGGACCUUUGGCUCAACCAGCGGGCUGACAUCGCCGGCAUGCUCGGAUGUGUGUCCUCCAGGGAGCUACUGCCCACUUGGUGCGAGUGCCCCCCUUCCAUGCCCGCCGGGGACCUAUGGCGUCACCGACAGCUUGUCGACGCCAGCGUGCUCGGGCGCGUGCCCCGAAGGCUUCUACUGCCCCGCCGGCACCACGACCCCAUUGGCUUGUCCCGACGGUGCUUUGUGCCCGGUGGGCAGUGCGUCACCGCGCGUCGUGCCGCCAGGCAUGCACCUCGUCCCAGCUAAAGACCCCAUGACGCAGGCCAUCACGAUGGUGGCGACCCGUUGCCCUCCAGGCUCGUACUGCGUCUAUGGAAAAGCCUUUCCCUGUCCUGUCGGCCGGUUCGGGGCCACCGAGGGACUCAAUUCGAGCCGUUGCUCGGGUGUGUGUCCUGCUGGCUCGCUUUGCGUUGCGGGCACGGUCACCCCGUCGCCGUGCAGCGACGCGGCCUUCUUUUGCCCCUCGGACAGCUACGCUCUGCAGCCGGUUGGUGUUGGCAACUACUCGAGUCCGAUCGACUCUUUGUAUCACAAAGACCAAGCCGUGUGUGAACCGGGGCACUACUGUCUCAACGGGCUUCGAUCCCCGUGUCCGGCGGGUGCCUUUGGUAGUGCAUUUGGCUUGACAACACCGGCUUGCAGUGGACAGUGUGCACCGGGGUACUAUUGCCCGCAAGGAAGUUUGGGCGCGACCGCCAACGAGUGCGGCAGCCCCCAUACGUACUGUCCGGAAGGCUCACCGCGCCCCCUUUUCGUAUCGAGCGGCUACUGCGGCGUGGGGGCGUCGGCAACGACACAAGCGGCGCAAGCACUCGCACCACCGGGCUCGUUUGCGUUUGAAGGCCAGUGCUACUUGUGUCCCGGGGGAUACUAUGGCACCGACCCCGGCAGCAUCUCGCCAACAUGUUCGGGCGUUUGUGCAUCGGGGUACUACUGCCCGCCAGGAAGCACGUCGCCCUUCCAAGUGACAUGUGGGCUCGGGUCGUACUGCCCGUCCGGCUCGAAGUUGCCAACGCCAGUCACCCGCGGGUUUUAUUCGUACAUUGCGACUACUGAUACGUGUGGUCCUGGACUCUAUCGAAGCGCGUCGACGUCGCUGGCCGCUCUCUUGCUCGCUGGUUGGUCCACGAUUGCUGUCGACUAUGGUGACGCGCUCUUCCCUUUUGCCCCGUGUGUGCCGUGCCCACUCGGGACCUUCAAGCCAGACGACGGCGACAGCCAAAGCCUCUGCCAAGCGUGUCCGCCAUUCACAUCAACGAGCUCGAUCGACCGCACAACUUGUUCUUGCUAUCGGCUCUCGGGGGGCGCGACGUGGGAGGCGACCACGACAGCCUUGUACUUUGACGGUGUCACCUGCAUCCACCUUCCGAUCGCAACCCAAAUGGCGUCGCUUCUACCGCCCAACACGUCGUGGACCAAGUACCAAGAGGCGGCUUGCAAGCCCGGGUACUACUGCGUUCAGGGCGCUCGAUCGCCGUGUCCUGCUGGCCGGUUUGGCACCUCCUGGAAGGAAACAAAUCCUCUGUGCACAAAUGCGUGUCGACGGGGACACUACUGCCCGGUUGCCAGCGCCCACGACGCCGUGGAGCCGUGCGGUGCGCCGUACUUGUACUGCCCCUCGGGCUCGCCGUACCCCGUCGCGGUGACGGCAGGCUUCUACUCGCUCGACUCGGUCGCAGGGCUCUUCUCUGACAUCACGCGCCGCGACGCGCAAGCCCCAUGUGAGCCAGGCUCGUUUUGCCAGUACGGCCUUCGCUACCCAUGUCCGGGCGGCCGCUACGGCAGCGCAGCCCAAGAGACAUCGACACUCUGCACGGGUCUCUGCCAGCGCGGCUUCUACUGCCCUCCAGGAAGCUCGCUUCCGACGCAAGUGGCGUGCGGAAACGCUUCCGUCAUCUGUCGCCGGGGAUCGGCGUCGCCCGAGCCCGUCGCUGUGGGCUACUACUCGGGCGGUGACACGUCCCCCAUGCGCUGGUACCAGCUGCCUUGCCCCUUGGGCUCCUAUUGCGUCGACGGAACUUCGUUUCUGUGCCCGGGGGGCACGUACGGAGGUGUCCCACAACUCACGCGGCCAACGUGCUCGGGCCUCUGUGCGCCGGGGUACUACUGCCCGACGGGCAGCAUCGCUGCGCAAGCGUUUCCAUGCGGUAACGUGAGCGUCUACUGCCCUCCAGGGUCACCCCAGCCUCUCGCCGUAUCGGUGGGGUACUACACCACGGGUGGCACCAACAGCACACGGUCGGGCCAAGCACUCUGUCCGAUGGGGUCGUUCUGUCAGCAUGGCGUACUCUAUCAGUGUCCGCCUGGCACGUUCGGCAGCGCCACAGGCUUGACCGUCGAGACAUGCAGCGGCUGGUGCAGCGCGGGCUUCUUUUGUCCGCCCGGCACCGUUUCUGCGACCGCCAAUGCGUGCGGGCCAUCGUCCUACUCGAUCGACGGUCAAGGCGAAUGCAUGGCGUGUCCGGCAGCCCGACCUUUGAUGCCGUGUCACAACAGUCGCGCGUGCUGCCAGUAGCUACGAAAUUGCCCGGUCUCUUCUUCCUUGCCGUGCUCGUACGACGUGAAUAACUCAUGGCCACGCGAUAGCUGUUCAAGAGCCCUUGACAAAGA
This is a messenger RNA of Saprolegnia diclina VS20, 3105 nucleotides long. RefSeq lists its product as hypothetical. The transcript is spliced from 23 exons. NCBI's taxonomy places the organism in Eukaryota, Oomycota, Saprolegniomycetes, Saprolegniales, Saprolegniaceae. Bases 14 to 3010 code for a protein of 998 amino acids. The record is from RefSeq and is a predicted model, not a curated record.